This is a messenger RNA of Megalobrama amblycephala (Wuchang bream), 5499 nucleotides long. It is a transcript of the gene efnb3a, whose product is annotated as ephrin-B3a. The record is from RefSeq and is a predicted model, not a curated record. The transcript is spliced from 5 exons. Gene Ontology annotation, molecular function: ephrin receptor binding. The coding region runs from base 695 to 1921 and encodes 408 amino acids. Gene Ontology annotation, cellular component: plasma membrane. Gene Ontology annotation, biological process: ephrin receptor signaling pathway; axon guidance. Lineage: Eukaryota; Metazoa; Chordata; Actinopteri; Cypriniformes; Xenocyprididae.
GCAACAAUGCCGCCGGCGCGCGAGUCAAAGCGCGAGACUUUGCAGAGCAGCAGUGAAUCGGACGGAGAGAACAACGCGUUGUUUCCAUGGACUACAGGAAUAUCUCGUUUCUUGUUCCCUUCGUUUCUACGUUUGUUGCAAUCGACCCUUACUGAUUACUGCCACUUUAGUUCCUUUUAAUGCCCUAAACCGGUUUUGCCUAUUGCUUUUCUUGCCGGACUGUAAUUCGUUGGGUAAGUUAAGUGCUGGCGGACAUCAUCACUGUUGUUUCAGGACUGGACAUCAUAAUAUCUUGGAUAUUAGAUGAGCGAAAAGUUACAUUUUGAACCUGCAGAAGGGUUUUCUGCUCCAGCUGGGAAGUACAACACGACUUUUGUCUGCCGAAGGACUGAUUUUUUUUAUUUAUUUUUUUGUACCGGGUGGAUGUUCAUUUUCUCAGCAUGAGUAAAAAUACAACUUCAAGACAUUGACAGAAAUGCUAAUGUUGCGGUUUAUGGAGAACCAUUUCUAACCAGUGGACCUGGCGCCCCGCAUCAGUCUGCGUGGACUUUAAAUCAUUUAACUUCAGUACAUGCACAAUCAUAAUAUUGUUGUAAAUUCAUCCCAAAUCAGAUUCAUAAAUUGACCAUAUGGCUUUGCCUUCUCAAAUCUGACAAUACUUAAGACUUUCAGUUGAGGUCAUUGCCUCCUUUGAAUGGAACAAAAGGAGGUUGAUGUUUCUGAAUCUGCUUUCUUUAUACAAACAUUCAGAGAUUUGUGCUCCGAGUCUUUCAGAUGUGGAUGCUGCGGUCACACCAUCUCCUCAAGUGCAGGGGGAUCUAUUGAAGUUCAGCCCUCCACCAGUCUUUUGUCUCUGUUAGGUCCCGUUCAUUUGUCUUGUAGGAGGAACAUGGGAGUCCAGACGAGGGGAGCCUGGGUGGCUAUGGCGUUCUCGGACUGGGUCAGUGGAUUGGGAUUUCUCUUAAUCUUCCUGAUGAUGAGUUUAGCAGUGGAUGCGACCAACUUGGAGCCAGUCUACUGGAACUCUUUGAACCGAAGGUUUGGAGAUGAGAGGGGCUAUAUAAUCUACCCUCAAAUAGGGGAUCGUUUGGACCUUGUGUGUCCUGCCACAAGCCCUUUGGGGCCAAACUCUCCCCCUGAGUAUGAGUAUUAUAAACUGUACCUGGUGUCGUCACGAGAGCAGGCCGACAGGUGUGAGGUGAUGGGCGCCCCCAACCUGUUGCUCACCUGCGACAAACCCAACAGCGAUAUGAGGUUUACCAUCAAGUUCCAGGAGUAUUCGCCCAACCUGUGGGGUCACGAGUUCAAGAACUUACGAGACUACUACAUUAUAGCUACCUCUGAUGGUACAAAAGAAGGAAUUGACAGCAUGAGAGGAGGCGUCUGCGUGACACGAGGGAUGAAGUUGAUUCUCAAAGUGGGACAGACUGCAUAUGGCCUUCCCCCAAAGCCCAAACCUGAUCCGGGCCGACCCAACAGCAGAACCCCAGAUACAGAAAGUGGAUCUAAAGGGGGUGAUGGAGGUGAGGCUGGUGAGAGGGGAGACAGCGGCGCCGUAUCCGUCUCUAACAUCGCCCUAAUCGCCGGCGGUGCAGGGGGAGCCUUUAUCCUCCUGAUUGCUGUAGUGAUUGCCGUGGUGUGUUACCGCCGACGGAAAGCCAAGCACUCUGAAACUCACCACCCUGCCCUUACACUGUCCUCUCUUACCCCGAAGAGGGGCAGCUCCUGCGGGGCGGCAACCGGGGCUGGCGGGGGCAACAAUAAUGGCUCCGAGCCCAGUGAUAUCAUCAUUCCCCUGCGGACCUCUGAUUCUGCGUACUGCCCCCAUUACGAAAAAGUCAGCGGUGAUUACGGACACCCCGUCUACAUCGUUCAAGAGAUGCCCGCUCAGAGUCCAGCCAAUAUUUACUAUAAAGUAUGAGAUCAGCGAACACAAAGACGACCCAUCCUGACUUUUUCAAACCUCGCACACAUUCGCUGUGUUCAAGUGACUCUAUAUGUAAGAGCCUAAAUGCGUUAUUAGAACAUGGACCUGAAGUUGAGUUGAUCGUACCGUCUAGAAAAGCGGUAAAUACAGAUUUUAUGUCAUAGCAGCGUGUUUGCGGUUAUUUACACGUGUGUGUGUCUCUGUGUGCGACAUGAGGCGGGCAGAUCACGGAUUUCACAUGGGCUCAGGUGCAAGUGAAUGUACUUCACAUGCCUGUUUGAGACGAGUUUAUACGUCCGUUCUGAUGGUCGGAAUUGAAUUAUUGUGCUUAUUAUGAAAACCAAACAGUAGAGAGUGAGACUUUUAAGUGAUUCAUACUUUUAGAAAAAAAAUACCUGUAUAAAUAAUAUAAACACUUAAUAUGUUUUUAAACUUUGGGGGGAAAUCCGCUAAUUGCGUUGCAUUGAUUGCGUGGUUUAUUUGCACAUGCUGUCUCCAUUGUUUUAGCACCCCAUUCACUAAAGCAAACAUUCCCAGUAGAUCUGAACACAAUUUUACACCACAGUAGUUCCCCAUCUUGCAGGCUGAAUUGCAGCCUAGCACAAUCUGCCAUACUUUGCUGGGACUGUACACCAUCACUAAGAUCCAGACUUUAAAAUGCCAAAAAUAUUUUCAAACUCCAUUUGUUCGUCUAUAUAUGAUUCUGUUUCUCCAUAAUUUGAUAAUUAUUUGAUGAAUUUCUGCUGCCAUUAUCUCUAGAAAAUGUACAAAACAGCUAAAUAUUAACAUAAUGCUAAUUGCAUUUUUGUCAGUUUUCGAUACCACUCAAAACAGAUCCUGAUGGGAUCUGGUGAAGAAACUGCGCUUUGGAACGAUGUAACAUUUUUUGCGUAGUCGGCAGGAUCUACAGUAUUACAAAAUGUUUUUGUGCGUUCUACAAUAAGGCUAAUUUGCAUGAAAAGGAGGCAUGAUUGUGCUGAAAAGGAAAAAAAAGUGAGGAAAAAAACUUCUCAAAAUAUUUUAAAUACUAUUCCAGCGCAGACUGUGGCUUGUUAAACUGGAUUGUGGGUGAUUAGUGAAUGAGACGCAGUGUCCCGCACGCAACCGUUUAGUGAAUUCGCCCCUUUUUAUUUUCCUUUUCUCAUUUCAUCCGAUUGUAAAUGUUUGUCUUUUCUGAACUCGGACCUCCAUCUGAUUUAUUUAUUGUGCAUCAAAGAAGCAGUUUUUCAUUCCCUCCACUUAAUCAGCUUCCUAUCACAACUCCUCAGCGCCUGGUUGUUUGUUUUUGAGGUUUUUUAAACAUUUUUAUGUGAGGAGCAGGAAUCGCCUGUGGAGGAGGUAUAGACGGAUGAUCGACUUCUUCAGAUGGAGACUCUUCUGAGAUUUCCAAGAGGUUGGAGGUCAAAGUUAAGCGUUCGAAGAAAAACCCCUCAGAGCUGUGCGGGAGUCCGUCACUAUAUGAUGAUUUGAGGGCUUCUCGCUUUCUGCCCGGGCUUUUGAAGUACUGUGUAUGCCAUGAUAAACUGCUUACUUACCGUAGACACACAAUUCCAAACUUAUACACACUUAACACGCACAUUCACAUUAUAGCAGAUUCAUGUUAACCCCCACAGAUGGACUCCAGCUGUGCAUUUGUAUGUGUUUCAAAGCUUUGUGAUUGUGAUUCAGGCUGAAAACAGCAGGACUAAGACGGACAACGCAACUGUGCGUCUAAAUUAACUCGGUCACAAACUCUCCACAUCCUCUUGAGUGUUACACAUACCCGUUGCUUGGUUACAAUCUCAUUUCGACUCUCAUUAUCACAUUUCGGGUGAUGUUUCCAGACCAUCUCUGACAUUAUCACCCUGUGCCAGCUUGAGGCUUCAGGUCCACAGUUCACCUGAGUUAUUUCACUGGAAGAGACAUGACAUCAUCAGGAGAUGAGGCCGGAGUGACCGGAGCUUCCUGGUUCAGACUUCUCUGUCUUUGUUGAUUUAUUGGAUUUCUUGUUGUCUAAUGGCUAAAAACCAGAAAUGGCACUUUUAUCAUUUUGUUAUGGGAUUUUUUUUUUCUGUUAAGGUUUUUCAUGUUUUUGUUCUUCACAUUUCUUUGCUUUCCACAGUGUUGAUUGAUUUGUAGAUUGAGCAAAUGAGAAUAGUCUAAAUGAAGAACCUACCCUACUCGUGGCCAUGGUAACCCUCAAUGGUAACUAGCAAUGGGAACCAUAAAGAAUUUAACAAUUGUAGUUCUGAUUCCCCUUAACAGUUCCAUUUAUGAUUUUUUUUUUUUUUUUUUUUUAGUGCUUCUGAGGAAAAUAUAUUGGGUGGGGGGGAUUUUUAUUGCAUUUACUAUCCUCAUCAGUCUGAUUCUAAAUGGAGUUUGACUUUUCACAGACUUUUUAAUGGUGGCAUAAAUGCAGUCCAAUAAUUAAUCCUAACUAUGUAUUAAAUAAAAAGACUAAACAAGUCAAAAAAAUUUGGUAAGAUUUCCUAUUUUCAUAUUAACAUUAAUUAAUUUUUUAUAAAAUGACACAUUCCAAAAAAAAAAGUGUAUCUUUAUCUGCACAUUGUCAUAUGAACGUUAAGCCUGGAAAUACACUGAUUUAAGUCCCACAAGCAUUACGAUGAAAAUAAUAACUUUUCAGUAAGUGAGUCUCUUUUUUUAUUAUUCACUAAUAGGGAACAUUCAGAGUCAUUUGUUUGGGAAUCAGACUACCCUGUGUUUAAAUCACUAAGACAUAAAAUCUUAUAAAAAAAGAUAUAAAGUUUUAUUUAAGACCCUUAUUAGCAAGUACACUAAAUAACUAGAAGCAGAACUUUAUGAGUUAUGUCUUCAAAAUCAGUUCUUAUUUUUGAAUGGGCAGAAGAUUUUUUUUCUUUUUAAACAAAGUCUGCAAAUAUUUUCCUUUUUUUCUGAUGCAUUCACAGAAACUGUUGUGUCAUUAUUUAAAGCAGAUUUCAUACAAAAGUCUAUUAUUGUGGUAUUCAAUAGGGAUGUAUUUCCUCCUACUCCCCCCCCUACAGGCCUGGAGGAACCAUUGUCAAGCCUACUCAUCCGUCUUUUAGUGUCUUUAGCAAUGUAUAAAUUCUCCUUUACACCAGCAUUAUGUGAUACACUCUACUGCCUGAAUCCUAAGACUUAAAGCACUUCCUCGGAUAGCCAGGCCACGGGUUAGGCAGGAUUUUUUUUUUCUUUGUCCAGCUUCUCUGUUGAGCAAAGGCAAGCCAUCUGGCCUGAUUAGCAUUGACCUAUAAGCCACCCAAAGCAUUUCUAAACCUAACCAAAAAAUUCCAAUAGCGACCACACAAGAGCACCAAACCCUGUUUCAGCAUUUUACAGAGUCAUUUAAUAAUGGCUGUUAGAUUUAUAUGUUUACAUUGAAACAUUAUCAACUAACUUAAUAUAAUUUGAAAUGCCUUGAAAGUGAAAGACUCUCUUUCUCAACAGUAUUUCUAUAAACAAUGCUGAUUUCAGGAGGACUUUCAGUGUUUCAGAAGUCCAGUUGGACUGGACGGAACUUGAUGUUUGGAUUUGUUGAGACGUUAUAAAAACAUAUUGAGGCAAUGUUAAAUAAAUGUUAAUGUUUAAAAAGA